ACUCACAACAAACAUGGCGGACGGUACGUUCAUUGUUCACCAUUGAUCGGUUUUUCCACCCCCAUCGGUUUUUAUACUAGCUCUUCCUUCGGUUGUUGUUUUUUCACGUCCUGGUUGAGGACCACACAAGAGCACGCAGAGGCGGAACAGACAAUGGAGCAUGCUUCUCAGGCGGCAGAGAAUCCACAUGCAGAAUUCGGCUUAACAGACAACAUCCAGAGGACACUGGAGCAAGAGAAGACGGCAAACAGCGAAAAAAUGGCUAAGAACAAAGUGAACCUGCAGGCGCUACCCACCCGGGCUUACCUGGACCAGACCGUGGUCCCCAUCUUGCUGCAGGGCUUAUCUGUGCUCGCCAAGGAGAGGCCGACAAACCCCAUCGAGUAUCUGGCCGCAUUUCUUCUCAAGAACAAAUCCCAGUUUGAUGAGCGAAAUUGAAGCAUUCUCCAUGUUGGACAUUUCUCAAAUAAAAAUCACUCAUACUUUUAAGUUGUCCAAAGAUAU
Molecule: messenger RNA, 504 nt
Organism: Doryrhamphus excisus (bluestripe pipefish)
Lineage: Eukaryota; Metazoa; Chordata; Actinopteri; Syngnathiformes; Syngnathidae
Gene: dpy30
Product: dpy-30 histone methyltransferase complex regulatory subunit
Cellular component (GO): Set1C/COMPASS complex
Source: RefSeq, a predicted model, not a curated record